Dothidotthia symphoricarpi CBS 119687 is the source of this 626-nucleotide messenger RNA. RefSeq lists its product as uncharacterized. The record is from RefSeq and is a predicted model, not a curated record. The transcript is spliced from 2 exons. NCBI's taxonomy places the organism in Eukaryota, Fungi, Ascomycota, Dothideomycetes, Pleosporales, Dothidotthiaceae. The coding region runs from base 107 to 424 and encodes 105 amino acids.
CACAAGCUCCGCAACUCCCACGCCGCCAAUUGACCGCCGCACCACGCACGUAACCUCUCCGGAGCUCUGAUACACCUCUCCGACCGCAUACAUAUCCGCCGCCACAAUGCCGACUCCCGAGUCCGAGAUGUUCCUGGCUAAAAAGCCCAAGGUCGCGCCGACCUUUGAGGGCGUCGACUACGAGGACAACCAGGCGCUCAAGGCUGCACAGGAUGCUAUCAUUCGCGAGCAGUGGGUCAGGAGCAUGAUGGCGCGGUUGGUCAGGGAGGAGAUGGGCAAGUGCUAUCGCAGGGAGGGUGUCAAUCAUUUGGAGAAGUGUGGACAUCUGAGAGAGCGCUACUUCGAGCUGCUGAAGGAUUCCAAAGUCAAGGGUUACCUCUUCGCGCAGCAAAACUACCUUGACGAUGCGUUCAAGAAGCAGUAGGACAUGUCACAGGGGGUUGUGGAUAUUCCGGAAGCCUGGUGGUAAAGGACGGGACGGGAUGCACGAUAUGCGAGAGACAACGCCAGCACACGGGUUAUGUGGACGAUGCAACUUUAGGCGUUUUGACUGGUUUGACUUCGAGAAAACCAUGUAUGUCCUUCCACAGCGGCAAUUCUGUACAUAUACCAGCCAAAAAGAGGAU